CUCCUUCCUCCGUCCAAAACCACCACCUCCGCUCUCGAACCAACAAUGGAAAUCUCUUCCUCCCCGUUCCUCACCCAGGAAGACUACUCUCACAUCUUCAGCUUCUUCCAGCAGCAAGACAUGGAUGCCUUCAACCUCCUCUCCAACCCCUCCAAGCGCCGCCGCUUCGACGACCCCGACGACCACGACUCUCAGGCCCCCGCCCCCGCCGCCGCCCCCCUCGACCUCUUCGCCUCCCUCUUCUCUUUCGACGGCGACGACACCCCCUCCGAAGACGAAGACCAGAAAUGGGUCCGCGUCGAGGAGCACCCGCGGCAGAUACCGGUUCCCGGUCCGAACAGCCAGCGGAUCGGUUUCGAAGCGGACGAGGCCAAGAACAAGAGCGGCAGCAACAAGCGGGCUCGGCGCCCGGCGGCCAAUGGCAAUAACAGUGGCUCCCCGGGUCCGGUCGAGCCGGUGUCCGGAUCGACCCGGAGGCUGUGGGUUAAGGACCGCAAAAAGGAAUGGUGGGACAACCUGAACCGCCCCGACGUCCCGGAUGAGGAGUUCCGGGCCGCCUUCCGGAUGAGCCGGGCCACCUUCGACAUGAUCUGCGACGAGCUCGACGCUGCCGUCACCAAGAAGAACACGACGCUCCGGGAGGCCGUCCCCGUCCGGCAGCGCGUGGCCGUCUGCAUCUGGCGGCUUGCGACGGGCGAGCCGCUCCGUCUCGUGUCCAAUCGGUUCGGGCUCGGCAUCUCCACCUGCCACAAGCUCGUCCUCGAGGUCUGCGCGGCCAUCAAGGACGUCCUCAUGCCCAAGUUCCUCCAGUGGCCCGACGAGCCCCAAUUGGGCCGCAUCAAGCGCCGAUUCGAGUCGCUCUCGGGCAUCCCGAAUGUGGCCGGGUCAAUGUACACGACCCACAUGCCGAUCAUUGCCCCGAAGAGCCAGGUCGCCGAGUACUACAACAAGCGGCACACGGAGCGUAACCAGAGGACGUCGUACUCGAUCACCGUGCAGGGCGUGGUCGACGAUCGCGGCGCCUUCACCGACAUCUGCAUCGGGUGGCCGGGGUCGUUGCAGGACGACCAGGUCCUCGAGAAGUCGGCCCUGUACCAGAGGGCGAGCCGAGGGCUCCUGCGCGACCUCUGGAUCGUGGGCAAUUCGGGUCACCCGUUGACGGACUGGGUCCUCGCGCCUUACACACAGAAGAACCAAACGUGGGCUCAACACGAGUUCAACGAGCGGGUCGGGGAGGUCCAGGGGGUGGCGAGGGAGGCCUUCGCGAGGCUGAAGGGGAGGUGGGCGUGCUUGCAGAAGAGGACGGAGGUGAAGCUACAGGACCUGCCGGUGGUGCUGGGCGCCUGCUGCAUACUUCACAACAUAUGCCAGAUGAGGGAGGAGGCGGUGACGGAGGCGGAGCGGUUCGAGCUGUAUGACGACGAGAUGGUGGCCGAGAAGGCGGUGAGGUCGGCAGCGGCUCAGCAGGCCAGGGACCACAUCGCCCACAAUCUGUUGCACCACGGCCCGGCCCGGCCAUGACUGCGUUUGCUAUAGCUGUAAAAACGUCACGAUACCUGUUGGAUACCAUAGAAUCUCUGCUCUUUCUUUCUUCAUUUUCGUUUUUCGAGGGCUCUGAUGUAUUUUUAGGUCCGGUCAAAUUCUUUUUUGACGCACUUAAGUUCGGGUUUAGGAAUUGUGCAAAUAACACAUCACGUUUUGAAACUAAAGUUACGAUUUU
Messenger RNA from Rhodamnia argentea, 1720 nucleotides. Its product is annotated as protein ALP1-like. NCBI's taxonomy places the organism in Eukaryota, Viridiplantae, Streptophyta, Magnoliopsida, Myrtales, Myrtaceae. Bases 46 to 1521 code for a protein of 491 amino acids. The record is from RefSeq and is a predicted model, not a curated record. The transcript has a single exon.